Molecule: messenger RNA, 1542 nt
Organism: Penicillium odoratum
Lineage: Eukaryota; Fungi; Ascomycota; Eurotiomycetes; Eurotiales; Aspergillaceae
Product: acyl-CoA dehydrogenase family protein
Exons: 4
Coding region: 1-1542 (513 amino acids)
Molecular function (GO): flavin adenine dinucleotide binding; acyl-CoA dehydrogenase activity
Source: RefSeq, a predicted model, not a curated record
AUGCCUUCAAAAACACUUACCCGUGCUGAGGUCGCCAAGCAUAAUACCGAAGAAUCUCUUUGGUGUAUUAUCGACCACCGCGUAUAUGAUCUGACUGAUUUCGCGGAUGCCCAUCCGGGCGGGUCCGUCGUGCUCGCCCAGGUAGCUGGCCAAGAUGCGACAGCAGACUUCUACAACCUACAUCGUCAGGAAGUGCUGGAGAAAUACCGCGAUCAAUUAUCCAUCGGAGUUAUCGAGGGCGAGAAGCCUGAGGUUAUCGAGCCCAAGGUCGGCGCUGUGAGCACUGUGCCUUAUGCCGAGCCAUUGUGGUUGCGCCCGCAGUUCAAAAGUCCUUACUACAAGGAGAGUCAUCAUCGCUUGCAGAAGGCCAUGCGCGAGUUUACAGACAAAUAUGUUACUGCUGAGGCACAGGAGAAGGAGAAAGACGGUACUUAUAUCAGUCAGGAGUUGAUUGAUCGUAUGGCUGAGACGAAUAUUUUGGCUAUGCGCCUGGGUCCUGGCAAGCACCUCCACGGCCGUAAGCUGCUUGGUGGUAUUGUGGAUGGAAAGGAGUUUGAUUACUUCCAUGAUAUGAUUGUCGCCCAGGAAUCCGUGCGCGCAAACGCUCGAGGUUUCCAAGAUGGCAACAUGGCUGGCAUGACUAUCAGUCUCACAGCAGUCCAGCAGUGGCUACGGGAUCCCGUGCUGAAGGAGAAGGUGACGGAGGAGGUCUUGUCAGGGAAGAAGAAGAUGUGUCUCGCGAUCACCGAGGCUUUCGCUGGCAGUGAUGUUGCGGGUCUGAAGACUACUGCUGAAAAGACACCGGAUGGCAAAUUCUACGUUGUAAACGGCACAAAGAAGUGGAUCACCAACGGCAUGUUCGCCGACUACUUUGUCACCGGAUGCAAGACCGAGAAAGGAUUCACUGUGCUUUUAAUUCCCCGUGACGAUGGUGUUGAGACAAAGCAGAUUAAAACUUCCUACUCGACUGCCGCCGGUACUGCUUUCGUUCAGUUCGAGAACGUCAAGGUACCCGUGAACAACAUUCUCGGCCAGGAACACAAAGGAUUUGCUGUUAUCAUGUCGAAUUUCAACCACGAGCGGUUCUACAUGGCGGCAGGAGUGACCCGAAACAUGACCUCUGUUGUCGAGGAAUGCCUCAAGUGGUGCAACCAGCGGAUCGUAUUUGGGAAGAAGCUGGUUGAGCAACCAGUCAUGCGCCAAAAACUUGCUCGCAUGAUUUCCCUCGCUGAAUCUCACCAGGCCUGGCUCGAGUCCAUCGUCUUCCAGAUGUGUAAUAUGAGCUACACUGAGCAGGCGAAGCACCUUGCAGGCCCAAUUGGCUUGCUCAAGUCUAGCGCCACUCGUGCUGCACAUGAAGUUGCUGACCACGCUGUGAACAUUUUUGGUGGGCGAGGUUUGACGCAGAGCGGCAUGGGCAAGGUUGUUGAAAUGUUCCACCGUGGAUACAAAUUCGAUGCUAUCUUGGGUGGAACAGAGGAGAUUCUUGCGGAUCUGGGUGUUCGGCAAGCGAUGAAAGAUUUCCCCAAGGCGAUGCUUUAA